This is a messenger RNA of Talaromyces marneffei, 777 nucleotides long. RefSeq lists its product as uncharacterized. The coding region runs from base 1 to 777 and encodes 258 amino acids. The transcript has a single exon. The record is from RefSeq and is a predicted model, not a curated record. Lineage: Eukaryota; Fungi; Ascomycota; Eurotiomycetes; Eurotiales; Trichocomaceae.
AUGGCCUCCCAAUCGCAAUCUUCAGCUCAGGAUCAAGAAGUAAAGGAGCUAUGCGUCAUGUGCAACAACAGCCCAGCUCGGCGCUGUGGACGUUGUCGCAGCGUCUUCUACUGCUCCAAAGAUUGUCAAAAGCAUGACUUCUCUACUCACAAAUUCCUCUGCAAAGAGUAUUCGGAACAGUAUCCACGACCUUCGCCAGAUCACAAGCGUGCAAUACUCUUUCCAGCCGACAAAAACAAGCCGCGCAUGAUUUGGAUGCAGUUUAAGUCUGGGUAUGAUAGUGGUUAUUACUUCAGAACACCGGACUAUAGUUGGAUUGGAAACGCUAUGCCAGGGUUCAGAUACGUCGAAGUCAACAAAGUACGGGGCAGAAGGCUUGGCCGUGGGUUCUCACCAGGCUCCCGCGAGAAGCAAGAUGGCUACUGCAUCAAAUUUAUGUUCCGUGAUAACUACCUCGUUGACGGCUCAUUUACUAACCGUAGUAUUGAGGCGUGUGUUAGGCCAUGGGGACCACUUAGACGUGUACCUCAUGGCCCAGUGGUCGUAAGCAGAACAGUGCCAGAUGCAUUGGAUAGAACAUUGUUUGGCGAGGACGUUGACGAUGUUACACUGGCCGAUUUUCGACAUGCCAUCAACCAUUUGUGGAGCUACUACGGCACAGCACGCGAAAAGUUUUCUGAAUCAUCGCCUCUUCCUCCUUUUCCCUUUGCUCGUGCUCCACCGCCUGCUCCGGCACCUGCUGACGAGGACACCGAGAUUACGCCCUCACAGGGCUGA